Messenger RNA from Oncorhynchus mykiss (rainbow trout), 6181 nucleotides. The record is from RefSeq and is a predicted model, not a curated record. Lineage: Eukaryota; Metazoa; Chordata; Actinopteri; Salmoniformes; Salmonidae.
GGUUGAAAAUGCUAAGUAGGCAGGAAGAGUCCUUUACGGCACCGGCUUUUUUUGGUUUGUGGUAUCACUUAUCAAUCCAACUGCCAAGUCAAACGGGAGGAAUUCACCGGCUAUAGCCAAGAAAGGGCAGUGGACAUCUUCAAUACCAGUAGAAGGUAUCACUGAAGUGACUUUCGUGGCACAUUACAGCAAAAACUUGUUGAAAUUUACAGUAUAUUGACUAAGUUACAUUGUAACGCGGCUCAGCAUCCACCUCAUCACUUCUCAGCUGGCAGACGUAGCUAAAAUAGCUAACGUUAGCUAGCUAGCUAUUUUGCCGGUUGCUAGUACGCCAACCGAGUUAGCAGAUAAUUAAAGAAGUCAACCGUUAUGGGCCAAACCUGGAUAACGGUGGAAUGAGAUAGUUAGUUACAUUGCAAAGUUUACAUUUUAUUGUUUAGUCUGCACUACUUUUAGCAGUCCUUCUGAGCAAUUUAGUUAGAACGCACGUGACGUGGUGGCUAAAACAGACUUGUCCAUAUUUGGCAGCUUGCCAAGCUACCCCAAUUUACAUUACAUUUAGAUAUAGUAAAAUAUCGGCUAUCGAUUGUAAUAGUUUGAUAAUAUUGGUUCCAUCCGUAUGAUGCACAAGCAAGGGUCGUUCGUAUCCCCCUUGCUCAGCGGGGUCUUUUGUCAAUGCCAAGCAGAUGAGGCGCACCGGGGUUCUGACCCAGGUGGCGGGGUCGAGGAUACUGGGGGUCCAUCCUUCCCAUCCCCACCUCGGGCUUGGCCGUUGUCAGGGGUGAACACAGGUUCCUGUGAUGACUCCUGUGAACCAUCGUAUCUAUGCGAACUUUGUGGUGGACCCGAGCAGGACCACAGACUGAAAGUGCUGUUUCAAGUCCUGGACGUGAAUGGUGAUGGGGGCAUCUGCGUCAACGACCUGUCCAUUGGGCUCAAGAAACUGGGCGUUCAUCGCACAGAACUCGAGCUUAUGAAAAUAGUUAAAGCGGGAGAUAAGGACCUGGACGGCCAGUUGGACUUCGAAGAGUUUGUCCACUAUCUGAGAGACCACGAGAAGAAGCUCCGGCUGGUCUUCAAAAGCUUGGACACUAAGAACGAUGGUCGUAUUGACAAGCAGGAAAUCAUGCAGUCCCUUCGAGACCUGGGGGUUAACAUCUCCGAGCAGCAGGCAGAGAAGAUCCUCAAAAGAAUAAUGUACAUGGACAAGAAUGGCACGAUGACCAUCGACUGGAACGAGUGGAGAGACUACCACCUACUGCACCCGGCCGAUAACAUUCCCGAGAUCAUCCUGCACUGGAAACACUCAACGAUAUUCGAUGUGGGGGAGAGUUUGAUGGUGCCAGAUGAGUUUACAGCCGAGGAAAAGAAGACUGGGAUGUGGUGGCGACACUUAGUGGCUGGAGGGGCAGCCGGCGCCGUGUCUCGAACCUGCACCGCACCCCUGGACCGGCUCAAAGUGCUCAUGCAGGUCCACGCCUCCCGUACCAACAGCAUGUGCAUUGCCGGCGGCUUCACCCACAUGAUACGCGAGGGCGGUAUGUGGUCACUAUGGCGAGGCAAUGGCAUGAACGUCAUCAAGAUCGCCCCUGAGUCAGCCAUCAAGUUCAUGGCUUACGAGCAGAUCAAACGUUUGAUAGGCAGCAACCAGGAGACACUGGGUAUCCUGGAGAGGUUUGUGGCGGGAUCUCUGGCUGGAGCCAUCGCCCAGAGCAGCAUCUACCCCAUGGAGGUGUUGAAGACCCGCCUAGCCCUGAGGAAGACGGGACAGUUCUCUGGCAUCGCUGACUGCGCCAAACACAUCUUCCGGAAGGAGGGCAUGGCCGCCUUCUACAAGGGCUACAUUCCCAACUUGAUAGGCAUCAUCCCCUACGCUGGCAUCGACCUGGCUGUCUACGAGACUCUGAAGAACUCAUGGCUGCAGCGCUAUGCCACAGACAGUGCUGACCCGGGGGUGUUCGUGCUGUUAGCCUGCGGUACCACCUCCAGCACCUGUGGACAGCUGGCCAGCUACCCCCUGGCCCUGGUCAGGACCCGAAUGCAGGCUCAAGCCACCAUCGAGGGCGGUCCCCAGAUGACCAUGUCGGGGCUGUUCAAACACAUUGUGAAGACUGAGGGUGCAUUCGGGCUUUACCGAGGCCUGGCCCCAAACUUCAUGAAGGUCAUUCCAGCGGUCAGCAUCAGCUACGUGGUCUACGAGAACCUCAAGAUGAGUCUGGGGGUGGUGUCACGUUGAGGCCUGGGGGGAGAAGGAGGUGUCACCUCCCCUGAAGUCCAAAUUGUUCAUUUGUGUUUUGCCAAGCAACGGUGCGGGUGACUCGGAAUAAAGGGAGGAAUCUCAGCAGACAGAGCUGGGGUUGUUAGAGACAAUCUCAUUCUGUAAAUGUUAUGAAGACAGAUGGGGAGAAAUAUUACAACACUAAGGACAAAAAAAACGAUGGAGAGAUGGGAACGGACACUAUGACUGGAAGGGAGGUGGGGAUGGAGAUCCUCUCACGUAGCUGUAAUCUUAAAGUAUCAUUAUGUAAGGAGUUAUUUUGUUAUCAAUCCAGAGGCACAACACCAUGAGUCCACUGUUGGCUUUUUAUUAUCAAAUUGAAGACCCAGGUUAACUGAAAAGCAAUCUCUUCACUGGAACUCCAGUAUUCUCCAACUUGCUUGAAAUUUGUUAACGGAAAUGUAUUUACUGUUAUGUUCACUCAAUAGUACUAUCCUAUAGGUGGCAGUAUUAGUCAACCUAUCUGGCUUGUGAAAGACUACUUUUCUAAUUGUCAUCUAAAGUUGUCCUAUGUAAUAUGUAUCCGCCUUAAUGCAGCAUUCAUUAACACGUAAGAGGCUGCAACUAUUAGGGCAUUAGCUGUUAUUUGUCUGGAGGGAGCAAAACCUCAACUCACAAUUUUGAUUAAUCUGGUUAAUUCCAUAUUUUUCCGUUUUCUCAUUGUAUAGCUUGAUGAGAAUGUUAAACAACUGAUUUGAACAGAAAGGGCAAUGCAGGUUGGAUGCCCAUAGUGUAUUAUUGUCCACUUAGUCUUAAAAACGCUGGUAAGAAGUGUGUAUGUCUUGAUGCUAAUACAUUUUUUGUAUUGUAACCAGAUAUUUAAAUAAAUAUGGUCCAAGACAGGCAACGCUCAAAGAAUAGAUACUGUUAGCAGAUGUUUAGUUACGAUACUAUAACAUAUUCAGAAACUGUUCAAAUAUUGUUUUCCAAGAUACAAUGCAACACAUAAUGAUACCUACUGAUCAAGGUUUGAGACGUUACGCUGUCACUUCCUGUGUAACAUUUCAGACAGGAAGAUGGCGAUAUUGAGUCGUUUCUGGGGGAGGGGGGGAACAGGGAAAAUGUGCAUGUUUCAUUUUGAAAGACCAUUUUCCACCAUCAUGCUACAGUGGCUAAUUCUAGCCCCGGUCCACAGUAGCAUUUUGAAACUAUAGCGGUUUUUGAAUGCCCAUACUAACAUACUAUAUACUUAGUUAAUUUUAGUAUACGGUAAACAAAUGGUAUCGUUUCAGUUGAGCGUACUAGAGCAUCGCCUGUCUACCGGAAGUUGAUGCUGUUGCUAUGGAACCUUUUGCUAGCUUGUUAGCAUAACAAUCGGGUGUGUUUGUAAAUUCAAUCUGGAGUGAUAGUGCGCUCUGUGCGUUCGUAAAUCCAGAGUGUUGUCCCUUUUGUAAAUUCAUCAUAUUCUGUGCGAGAGUGCUCUGAAAUCGGAGUAGAUAAUGAUGUAAAUAAUCAUGUCACUAAAUGUUGGGUGGGUAGUUAGAUAGCUAAUAUGCUGUCUGGCAAGUUUGAUGUUUUAGUAACUAGUUAACAUACCUGUACAUACUGCUGUAAGCUAUAUGGUUCGUUAUUAGAAAAGUCAUUACAUUGCUCAACAUUUGUCAAAAUUAGUUAAAGCAAUUAAUUUGUAUCUGCUCUCGUCGUACUUUGGUUACAUAUUUUAUGCCAUUUUCUUUAAAUCUGAACAGUUGAAGCCACGCACAUUUUCUGAAUUGCAUUAUGGGCCCUAAAAGCAUCCACUGCAUGUAUACUUGGUAUUUUGGCGAACUUUUGGCAUAUUAUGACCAAUAAACAUACUAUAUACUCAAUUCAUGUCACAUAGUACAGUUAGUGCGGUUAGUAUCAGUAUUCGAACACAGCUCAGGGGUGAAAAGACAGACUGCUGCAACCCGAUACGCAACAACUAGCAUUAUUCACUGUAUCAUGGUGGUUGGAAAAUGGUGUUUCAUAAAGAUGCACAGACAUUUUCCCUGUUUUUUUCGGUCUUCUCUCCAUUCAAUCGAGUUAAGGAAGGAAUUGACUCCUUUGCAGCCUGAAUGGAGAAUGAUUUCUGUACAAUCCGGCCCACGGGGAUACGAGUAAAAAGACGGCUGCAUAGAUUUUCUUUGGACGGUAAAAUGAAAUUACUCAAUAUCAACAUCUGACAGUCUUUGAGCUAGUAUUUCUUGAGUUUGGGACUUGUUUGUUUUGAGUUUAGUCAGUUGUCACUAUUUAGCUAAAUGCUUUUUCUAGUUGGUGCAGCUCCACAAAAUAAGUACUAAUCUUUUGCACUUUUGCUUUAGAGCAAAUACCGGAGCCCGAAUCCAUAUAUUCUCUCCACAAGAGGAUGGAAAAGGCUGUGUCUGUAUUAUUGUACCCCACCUAAGGAUACCACUCCAUACUGCCUGAAGUGUAGCGCCUUAUUUCCUGCAUUGACGAGCAGGAAAUCAGACUACGCUUUUGUGAACUUGAAAUUCAUAUUGUCCCCCUAUAUCGCUGAAGGCUAAAAUGUAUAGUGUAGCUAUACACAAUACAAAACAUUAAGAACACAUUCUUUUUCCAUGAUGUAGACUGACCAGGUGAAUCCAGGUAAAAUGAUCCUUAUUGAUGUCACUUGUUUAAUCCACAUCAGUCGUUGAAGAUGAAAGGGGGCAGACAUGUUAAAUAAGGAUUUUUAAGCCUUGAGACAAUUGAGUUAUGGGUUGUGUAUGUGUGCCAUUCAGAGGGUAAAUUGGAAAGACAAAAGAUUUAAGUGCCUAUGAACGGGGUUUGUUAGCAGGUUUCAAGUGCACCAGUUUGUGUUUAGAACUCCAACGCUGCUGGGAUUUUCAUGCUCAACAGUUUCCUGUGUGUAUAAAGAAUGGUCCGCCACCCAAAGGACAUCCAGCCAACUCAAUAUUGGGAAGGUUUUCCUAAUGUUUGGUAUAUUCAGUAGUCUUUAGGUGGUCUCUUGAAUCAAAACAGCCCAUUCACUGUAUUGAAAUAUUUUGCAAAACAUAUCCAGACUAAAUCCUGAUUUACAGUGAGCUACAAAAGUAUUGGGACAGUGACAUGUUUUUCUUUUUUGGUUCUGUACUCCAGCACUUUGGAUUCCUAAUGAUACUAUGGGGUUAAAGUGCAGACUGUUAUCUUUAAUUUGAGGGUAUCUUUGUCCAUAUUGGGUGACCGUUUAGAAAUUACAGCACUUGUACAUAAUCCCUCCAUUUUAGGGAGUCGAAGGUUUAGUACAGUAUCUGGUCCCAUAUUCCUAGCACACAAUGAUUACAUCAAGCUUGUUACUCUACAAACUUGUUGGAUGCAUUUGCUGUUUGUUUUUGUUGUGUUUCAGAUUAUUUUGUGCCCAAUAGAAAUGAAUGGUAAAUAUUGUGUUAGGUCAUUUUGGAGUCACUUUUAUUGUAAAUAAGAAUAGAAUGUUCUAAACACCUCUACAUUAAUGUGAAUGCUACCAUGAUUACAGAUCAUCCUGAAUCGUGAAUGAGUGAGAAAGUUACACAAACAUCAUACCGCCCCCCCCAAAAAAUACUAACCUCCCCUCCCGUUAUUUUAAUGGUGAGGUGUUAACAUGUCUUAAGGGUAUGAUAUUUGUGUAACUUUCUCACUCAUCAUUAUUUACGAUACAUUCAGGACUAUCCGUAAUCAUGUAAAAGUGUUUAGAAAUAAUAAUAUAUUCUUAUUUACAAUAAGUGACUCAAGUCUCUAUACAUUAUUUACCGAAGUGCUGGAGUACAGAGCCAAAACAACAAAACAAUUUGUCACUGUCCCAAUACUUUGAGCUCAAUGCAUUUAGAAAAGUAUUGGAUGUAUACAACUAUGUAAAUGAACCAUUGUUGUCCUUUGUAGAAGAAUGCAUCUAUUGAAUGAAUGUAAAGCUAAAUGUAUUUAUGCUUAUAUGGGAACAACUGUUAAUAAAGUAACUCAAUAUUA